Molecule: messenger RNA, 402 nt
Organism: Stegodyphus dumicola
Lineage: Eukaryota; Metazoa; Arthropoda; Arachnida; Araneae; Eresidae
Product: cytochrome P450 4V2-like
Molecular function (GO): heme binding; monooxygenase activity; oxidoreductase activity, acting on paired donors, with incorporation or reduction of molecular oxygen
Source: RefSeq, a predicted model, not a curated record
AUGGUUGUAUGUGUGAAAGCUGAAGCAGUUAAAGAUUUAUUAUCUGGUACAAAAUUGAUGAAGAAAAGUUUUGUUUACAACUGGCUUCAUCCUUGGUUGGGAACUGGACUUUUAACCAGUUGCGGCCCAAAGUGGAAAUCUCGUCGCAGGUUAUUGACACCCUCUUUCCAUUUUGACAUCUUGAAGGAUUUCUUGUCCGUCUUCAACGAGCAGUCGCAAAUAUUCGUGAAGCUUCUAGAAGAGGAGACAAAAAAACCAUGGACUGAUGUUAUCAUGCCCGUGACUUUAUGCACACUUGAUAUUAUAUGUGAAACUACACUGGGCGUUACCAUCGGAGCUCAACAAAAUAGUGAAUCCCAAUAUGUGAAGUGCGUUUUAAGGCAAGUUCUAUUCUUUUUAUAA